Messenger RNA from Oncorhynchus mykiss (rainbow trout), 2232 nucleotides. Lineage: Eukaryota; Metazoa; Chordata; Actinopteri; Salmoniformes; Salmonidae. The record is from RefSeq and is a predicted model, not a curated record.
GUGCGUAAAACAUACCCAAAGUGCAUCCAUUACCAUCUGCACCAGGGAGCUACAAAACCUUUUGCCCCAAUAUUUUCGACUUUGCAGUCAACUCUGCCCUGCCCACCCACAAUACAAAACCUACAACUCUCAACUCGUGGGAGGGACCUGCCUUUCAACAUUUAACCACUGCCCAGCAAGAGGCCAAGACGCGCUGAGUAAGAGGGCUUUUUAAACGUGUAAUUACUUGGGGCUACAUUGCGAUACAGUGCCUAUAGGUGACACUUUUCUUCCCUUGAAAUAAACAUCCAAAUGGCAAUAGCUAAUAGUUUUUCAUGUGGAUUUUGGAAGUUUGACUCUAAAAUGUAUGAUGGAUCUCGGUGACUCUCUUGGUUGCAGACUUUUUGGAUACUCUCAGGAAGACUUUCACACUUCAACACACAUGCAGUAACUGGAGUAUAUGAUGAAUGGAAUAAAACUCAUAAACUAACAAGAGACACGGAGUGGACAGGUCAAGCGGAUGCGAGGGAACUCUUGGAUUAUUUUGGAUCCGUUGGGAAUAUUAGGCUACUUGCUCUCUGUGAAGAAAAACAUUUGCGAUUGGAUGAAAGAAUGUAUGGAAUAAAUCUGCGCUGUAUUUACAUAUCUUUUCAUUUCUUCGUGUUGUGGUGCCAUGCUCAGGGGGAGAAUCACCCGUCUCCUAAUUUUAACCAGUAUGUGAUGGAGCAGGGCGCAAUGACGGACCAGCUUAGCCGGCGACAGGUCAGGGUUUAUCAACUAUACAGCCGGACCAGCGGGAAGCACGUCCAGAUACAGGGCAAGAGGGUCGCCGCUACUGCCGAGGACGGCAACAAUUACGCACGUCUCUUUGUAGAGACUGACACCUUUGGCAGUCGGGUUCGGAUCAAAGGUGCAGAGAGUGGACGCUACCUCUGUAUGAACCGGAAGGGGAAACUGGUUGGAAAGCCUGAUGGCAGAAGCAGGGAUUGUAUCUUCACAGAGAUUGUUCUGGAGAACAAUUACACUGCCUUCCAGAAUGCCAAGUAUGAGGGUUGGUAUGUGGCUUUCACCAGGAAAGGGAGGCCCAUCAAAGCCUCCAAGACGAGGGAGAACCAGAGAGAGGUCCAUUUCAUCAAGAGGCUACACAAGGGCCCACUACCUUUCCCCAACAUGGACAGAAUCAAACAAUUUGAGUUUAUCAGUUUUCCACCCACCCGUCGAGCGAAACGGAACAGGAAAUCACAGACUGCUGCCUAGUACAGGAAAAUCGGACUAUUAUUGAGGAAAAAUGUUAAUUUUAUUUUUGUAUGUUUUUAAUAUGUGAAGAUACUUAAAAUGCGAAAAAGUCUAAAGUAAUUUUGUUGUAAAAUGAUCCCAUGUAAAUCAUGUAAGAGAGUAAAUGAGAUUUAUGUAUAUAUUUAAUAUGACAGUGUGUAUGUAUGUGUUUUCUUUUGCUUUUUGAUUGGUCCCGUGACAGAGUGGGUAUUGGAUAGGUACAUUAAUAAACAUGUUCAGCUUGGUUAUCACAAAACUUAAGUGUGACAAAUGCAACAUUUGACCUUUAGAUCAUCUCUCUCAUUUGAUAUGACUGCUUUCUUCGUACUAGUGCUGAAAUUGAUUUCUAAGUUAAGAAAAGCUCUUCAGAAAUGUACAGGAAGUGGUAAUGUUCUUGUGUCACAGAUCAGUGUGUACAAUCAGUGCAUAAAGAAAAUGUAUCCAGUAUAAAAAUCUGUAGCCAAGUGGCAUACCAUUCUAACGAACUGCUAUGCCAAAACAUGAUUUAUUGCUCAGGUAUGAUUCUUUAAAUCAUGGGUGUCAAACUCAUUCCAUGGAGUGCCGAGUGUUUGCGGGUUUUUGUUUUUUCCUUUUAAUUAAGACCUAGAAAACCAGGUGAGGAGAGUUCCUUACUAAUUAGUGACCUUAAUUCAUCAAUCAAGUACAAGGGUGAAGCGAAAAUCUGCAGACACUCUGCCCUCUGUGGAAUGAGUUUGACACGUGCUUUAAAUCAUCUACCUACCAAUAUGUAGCCUAGCUACUGUACUUAUAGUCAGAAAUAUGAAAUAAUUUGCUUACUAUCAGUGAGACAUGUACUGAUUAUACUUAUUCAAUUCCAUGCUAUUAAUUAUGUUGCUUAGCCCUACUGUUUUGUACAAUUACGUAAAUGCUUCAUUCAACAACACCAAUCAAACCAACUCCUAACGCCAUUCAUUUUCUGUGUAGGAUGAACUUGUCAUGAUUCCAAAUUGUCAAUCA